CUACCUGCACCAGUGGACCUGCCUGCCUGACCAGAGUGACGUCAUGCACGCUCGGCAGGCCUAUGACCUCCAGAGCGACAAUAUGUACAAGUCAGAUCUCCAGUGGCUGAGAGGCAUCGGCUGGGUUCCCAUUGGCUCUUUGGAUGUGGAAAAAUGCAAAAGGGCAACUGAAAUUUUGAGUGAUAAAAUCUAUCGCCAGCCUCCAGACAAAUUCAGGUUUACCAGUGUGACUGAUUCUCUGGAACAAGUGUUGGCCAAGAGCAACGCCAUCACUAUGAACAAGCAUUUAUACACGGAAGCCUGGGACAAAGACAAGACCCAGAUCCACAUCACACCAGACACACCAGAGAUUACGCUGGCAAGAAGGAACCAAAUCAACUACAGUGAGGUGGGAGCAGAUGCUAAUUCUAUGACAUUUGCAUGGUGUUUCAUAUUUCAGUUAAUCCAUUCCAUGGUGAUGUAAUACUAAAUGACAACUUUGUAAAGAAUGUCUUUUCUUGCUCGGUGUGAAUACCAACUCUUUCAUUUCUCGCUUACCUGAACAUCAGUCUUCAGGUAACACAUAUUAUCAUUUCGGAGGUGCAAAUUAUAAGAAUGAAUGAUUUAAGCAGUAACCAGAAGAUUAAUUAGAC
Messenger RNA from Physeter macrocephalus (sperm whale), 632 nucleotides. Its product is annotated as nebulin-like. Gene Ontology annotation, biological process: cardiac muscle thin filament assembly. NCBI's taxonomy places the organism in Eukaryota, Metazoa, Chordata, Mammalia, Artiodactyla, Physeteridae. The record is from RefSeq and is a predicted model, not a curated record. The transcript is spliced from 3 exons. Gene Ontology annotation, molecular function: actin filament binding. Gene Ontology annotation, cellular component: Z disc. Bases 44 to 463 code for a protein of 139 amino acids.